CGUGUACCUGCGGCCUGCCCCUACUCUGCCUCUUGCCCUUCAGGGCCAUAAAAACAAGAAUUAUACAGGAACGCUGGUUUUCGUUAUGUUUAAGUUUCGAUAAUUGCGUUUUGAUUCAAGCAAUAAUGAAUUUAUGGCACUGGACGUAGCCUGGAAGUGGGGAUUUUAGUGAAAUCCAAUGAGUUUCGUGUUGUGAUUAGUGAAUACAAGGACGCGGAUGUAAAAUGCCUUGCGAGAGCUGCGCCGUGCAGUUCAGCGUGUUCAAAAGGAAACGACCAUGCUCUGAGUGUGAACGGUAUUACUGCAGCGCGUGCCUGCGCCGAGGCGGCGGGAUCAUGUGCGCCCCUUGCCGGGUGCUCUCCACCAGACCCCUGUCCAGACAAACCAUAGCCCACCUGAAAGUCCGCGAUCUCCAAUGCUUCCUCCAGCGACAAAAUGUUUCCACGCGAGGCUGUGUUGAAAAAGAAGAGCUCCUAAGCCUCUGCAUCUCACACGUGAACAGCUCAGCGUACCGCCGCCGCGGUCCGCGCGCCGGCGCCAGUCCGUUCACCAGCACGCUAAAAGGCAUCACAAAUAACAUCAACGACUUCAUCACAUCCACCUUCGAUCUGAGGAACACUGCGCAGCCUGCACCGCCUCCUAAUAGAAGUAGUUGUUUCAAUUCAGCUCAUGCACACACACCCUCCAGUGGAACGGAGAAUAUUCAACCAAAUAUUAACAAUUCUGACCGAAGGUUCACAACCACUCCAGGUGGUGAGCAAGACAUCCGCGUGCCCGUACCGGAGCCCGCGGUGUCCCGCAGCGAGUCGUCGGGCAGCGUGCGCGUGGAUACAACCGACUGCUUCGAGAUAGAAGACCUGGAUGAUACCGGCUGGGAGUUUGUCACACGACCGCCUGCGGAGCCGCUGCCCAAUGAUUCAGAAGUGCUAAUCACAAGCCACACUAUCCCACCACCGAACAACUCAAGCGAGCGUAUAAUCGAGCGGGCGGCUUCAGAGCUGGAGCUGUACCGGCCCGAGUCGGCCGACACCGCGCGCUCCGACACUGCAAGUCUGCAGGACGAGCCCGUCAUGCAGGAUGGGAUCAAGGAUGAGGAUGAUAGUCCAAAGCAUAUAAACCUGGAGCACAUAAAACAAGCGUCAGAUUUAGACGCGUUGAAUGUGAAACAACUUAAGGAGCUACUAACCCGCAACCGCGUGGAGUACCGCGGCUGUCUCGAGCGGAAGGACCUGCUCGAGAGGGCCAAAAUGCUGUGGAGGGACCACGCUAAAUAUAAAGAUGAGAUCGACAACCUGCCGCUGGAGGAGUGCUGCAAGAUCUGCUUCGCGGCGCCGCUGGAGUGCGUGCUGCUGGAGUGCGGCCACAUCGCCGCCUGCACCGCCUGCGCCAAGCAGCUCGCCGAGUGCCCCAUCUGCCGCCAGUACGUCGUGCGCGCCGUGCGCUUCUUCCGCUCCUGAGUCCAGGACUAGUUCUCCCCUGUGCAUAUCACAAUAUGGUAUUACUUACGCUCCUGCGCCCUAUCUACCCCACCCUAGCUCUACGCCAAGUACCAUUGUUCUCUUCUGCAUCUGCUCUACCGUUCCUCAGCCAUCCACCCUUUUGCCCCGUGCUAACUCUGUUCCAAUUUCGACAGUGUCGCAGUAUUACACUUUUUCCGCUCCUGAGCCAUUCGCUUAGUCAAUCCCAACCGCCCCUUUGUUCCGUACUUCUUCUGGCCCUAUCUAUAUACGGCCUCAUCCGCCCCGCGCCAAAUCUACUUAAAGUCAAACAUUAAUAUAAAUUCCGUUCCUGAGUAAAGUAACUUCACUUUUCCUGCUUCUGAUUCCUCUCCAUUAUCUCCUCCGCUGCCGCGCCUAUCCCACGUCCCCAAUGUCCAAUCAUCUUUUUCUAUCUCCCAUUUCCACCAAAGCUCUAUACCUAAUCCUGCCCAAUGCAAAGGACAUUACUCCAUUACGCCAAUAUAGGACUAUUUCCUGCCUCCAAGGACAAUAUUUAGCUGUGAAAUUGCAAAUCUAAAUAACUCUUUAAUAUGACUAAAAUCACUCUUAUAUAUCUAUCCAUUUUCAACAUCAUUCAGUUAUUAUAUUCCUAUUUCUAAAGGUUUUCUUAAUUAUGUCUAAUUCCCGAAUAGUCCAGGAAAAUUUUCAACAUUCAAUAAUAAUAAUUAACAAUUUGUAUGCUUCCAAUUUGACGUUAUCUAACUGCUUAAAAAAAGCGAAAAAUUAAAAAUCAAUGUUAUUGAAGUUUAGUGCAUUAGGGUAAUUGUGAAUGUUGGGUAAAUUUUAGUUUCGACUUGUGUAGGCUUGAAUAAAAUAACAAUCAUAUUUUUAAAGCAAUCAUUCGAGAAUUUUACAUUAUUGGAAUUAUACCAUCCGGAAUUACCCUAAAGCACCUUAUAUUAAAUAUGUGCUAAAGAAAUUGUCAGGAGCCAGAAACUUAAGGAACUAGGCUGUGCAAACAGACUUGACUAAAUCUUAGUUUUGAGGAUUUUUGAGUUCUAGUCUUUACUUCUCUUGUUUUAUUUGAUAGUGAUAUGGUUUAGAAAGGCUUAUUGUUAAAUGUUUUAUCUUUAAAAUUCACUUUAUUGCCUAUUAUAUGAAAGAGAAUAAAAUAAAAUUAUAACGAAAUUAAAACACGAUUUUAUGCCCGUAAUUAUUUUAAAUGAAUUAAACUUUGGGUGGAUAAGUUUAUAAAACAAGAAAAAAUCAGAAAAAUAGGGGAAUAAAACUUUUUCCGUUAUUUUUUAAUUCUUUGUAAAAAAAUUUAUAAAUAUAAUGGGCAAUGAAGCUAUAUUCAUUCCUAGAUUAGUCUAAGAUUCGACACACGUGCGUUAUAAAUUCAUGCAAAGGUAACUGAAGUCAAUUGUCGUUUAAAUCCUCGAAUAGAUGUAAAUGGAUGUUGCAAAUUACGCGGAAAAAGUAAGAUGGGGAUAAAAAAUUUUUUAUAGUAUUUGGUAAUAAAAUAAAUUAAGCAUUCCAGAACUGUGAAUUCGAGUAACGUCAAUCGUUUUAUUAGACGACCGUAAAUCUUUGUCAAUAAAAUUAAUAUUUCGUACUGAUUUAAAAGUUAAAAAUAAAUCAUCAGUAAGAGCUAGCGCGCACGAGCAACUUCACAUCUUCACUAAACAUCAACUGUAUGGGCUAGUAAGAAAGUGCGCGCACGGAGCGACGCAACUCCCCAUAGAGCUGAUGGGAGAGACAAAAUAGUUGCGGAGACAAAAGUUGCUCUUGCGUGCUAGCUCUAAGAAAUCUUGAUUAUUACAUAUUUGAGACUACUGGUACAUGCAUUACCGUCUUUACCAUAGGGGCACAGGGGGCCAGUGCCCAGGGCCCCCCAUCGUCUGGGGGCCCCCCUGGAGGAGAUGACAGACAUUUUUUCUCAUAUAAAUUUAUGUGAAAAAAUUUGUAUACCUAGUUUGGUUUCAAAGGGCCCCCAAUUCUUGUGUGCCCAAGGGCCCCGGCAUAGUCUAAGAGGCCCCUGGGUACAUGUGUCGAAUGUUAGACGGUCGCUUAGUUCAUUAGCCUCUCGGUAUUUGCACUGAUGUAUUCAUAAUAUUGUUUUUGUAAAUAGUUAUAGUUAAUGCUA
This is a messenger RNA of Colias croceus (clouded yellow), 3585 nucleotides long. Its product is annotated as E3 ubiquitin-protein ligase RNF34. The record is from RefSeq and is a predicted model, not a curated record. Bases 225 to 1457 code for a protein of 410 amino acids. Gene Ontology annotation, cellular component: cytoplasm; plasma membrane. NCBI's taxonomy places the organism in Eukaryota, Metazoa, Arthropoda, Insecta, Lepidoptera, Pieridae. The transcript has 7 exons. Gene Ontology annotation, molecular function: ubiquitin protein ligase activity. Gene Ontology annotation, biological process: proteasome-mediated ubiquitin-dependent protein catabolic process; protein K48-linked ubiquitination; negative regulation of extrinsic apoptotic signaling pathway via death domain receptors.